AAAAGAAAAUACAGAUGGAGAAGGCUAGCCGGCUCGCUGUGUCACAGAGAGUCCCCUUAAGCCUACGUGACAGCUCACAUACUGUCCCUUUGUGACCAGCUUAAUCGGCAGAAUGCCCGCUCUCUGUGUGCUUUGUCUCGCCGCCGCGCUGGCUGCGUUCACCCGGCUCGCCGGUUCCGUGGGGCCGGUGAUCCGAUGCGAGCCGUGCGACGCCGGGGCGCUCCUGCAGUGCAAGCCGCUGCCCAAGGACUGCGCGGAGCGGGUGCGGGAGCCCGGCUGCGGCUGCUGCAUGACGUGCGCCCUCGGCGAAGGAGACGCAUGUGGAGUGUACACGGCGCGCUGUGGCUCCGGCUUGACCUGUCAGCACCAGCCGGGGGAGAGCCGACCCCUGCAAGCCCUGCUGGAGGGACGGGGAGUGUGCUCCACCGCUGCGUCCAAAAAACUCUGCAGCAUUCUAAUUCCGGCGCAAAAACAAGAAAACACCGGAAAUCAGGUAGAGGAAGGCAUUGCCAACGUAACUGCUACAAUGACGGUGUUGCCCGGCGUGGCGACAGUAAAGGGCGGGCACAGUCGGAUGUCGGUGGAUACCAGGCCUCCACUGCACAGCAAACUGUUCCAGAAAGAUCAAAACAAGAAGACUCAGAGCUACAAGGUGGAGUCUGUGUCUGGAGGAGCCAUUAUGGAGAUGCACAACUUCUCCCUGGAAAACAAGAGGGAGAUUGAGUAUGGACCUUGUCGACGGGAGAUGGAGAGCAUCCUGAACAGUCUUAAAAUCAGCAACGUUCUCAUCCCGGGAGGCUUCCGCAUACCCAACUGUGACAGAAAAGGUUUCUACAAGAAAAAACAGUGCCGUCCAUCCAAAGGCAGGAGGCGGGGUUACUGCUGGUGCGUGGACAAAUACGGGCAGCCUCUACCCGGCUUCGACCGCAGGGAACGGGGCGAGACACAGUGCUACAACCUGGAGAGCAAAUGAGAAGACAGACGGAGGGACAACAAGUGGACAGGGAGAGGAGGACAGAGAGAAAAGGGUGGGAGAGAAAAUGAACAAGAGCCUGCUUUGCUCUUGCAUUUAGAUUCAUGUAAACAUUUGAAGGAGCUCUGGACCUUUGAUUUCAGGUUUCUGUCGGUGAGGGAGGGACUUGGUAGAGAGCAAGGGGAGGGAAGGGGGAAGGAAGCAACUGGCCGAGCCUCCUGUCCAUCACAGCUAUCUGUCCUGUGCUUAGGGAAGCUCUAUCCUUUCUUUCUCUGAAAAAAUUAAAACCGAAUAAGCUGAAAGCUGAGAGAGAAGCGGAAAGAGAGAAUCCUAUCAUCAUCUGCACUAUUCUUUUAGAGAGAGAGGAAGGAGGGACUUUUCCACUCACUUUAAAGAGGACCUCUUUGUGACUGUGACCCCCAAAAAAAAAAAAAAACAAUGCACCAUCACCAUUUCUGUGUGUGUGUGUUUGUGUGUCUGUGUUUGUGUGUCUGCAUAACAUACGUGUGCACAGCUGCAUGUCUGUGCAAGAUGCUGUGUGUGUGUGUGUGUGUGUGUUUAUUUGUGUAAAUACUAUAUGUCACUGAGCUCAGUUUAGACAUGUCAGACUGCCCCUCCCCAGCUUUUGCUCCAUUAAACAAUGCAGAAUAAAAACAGCACUCUCUGGCUCAGGGUCCAUUUUGAAGUGAAGGAUUGUGGGAUAGCAGGGCUUUGACUUCCUCUCCAGCACAAGGGCCUUCCUUUCUGCCUCAAUGCUCUGCAGUUUGAAGGUAGCGGAGGCAAACUGUGCUGUUAUGUGCCUUAAAAAUCAACCUUUCAGUGUCUCCCUGCCCCUUCACCCCCUGUAGUCCAGGUUAAAGGAAUACUUCAUUGGAAAGUCUUUUCAGGGCCAAAUACUCCACAGACUUGAAGGACAGAUUAGACUUGUAUGGAUUUUGGCCUCUCAUUCAACAUGCAUGCAAGUGUAGACCUCUAAAGUUAGGAUAUUGUGCCAUCACACCUAAAUUAGGAUGUUCCAGCACUGCUUUGUCUAAUGAAAAUAAAACACCAACAACGGCAGAUAUAUAUAUAUAAGUACUUACAGAUUUGUGACCUUAGCCGUUAAAAAAGUUAAUCUGCACUCCUUCGAAAACACUCAAAAACCGCACCAUCUGCAGUUUUUCUUUUACCACCAGGCAAUAAGCUUAGAAUGUUCUUGUCUGGUAUCCAACAUAUCGUCGAUGUAGACUUUAUCACCACUUGCUGGUCUGGCAUAUAUUUUUGAGUGUCUUUUGGGAUUUCAGAUAUUUUGUUAAACUAAGAUUACAUGGACUAAAUUUUUCUUAAAUCACAGAGGAAGAUAUCCAUGUUACUGUGGGCGGGGCCUAUAGAAUGCUUUGCUCACUUUUAAAAUUCAGUCAUCUGAAACCAGUCCCCCUCUUGGUUUUGCAAAGCUGCCGCUAUACUGAUCAGCUAAAAACACAACUUCAGUUGGGUGUUGGAGCUUUAAAAAGUACUGUGUGCUGUCUGUCUACUCCAAAUUUCAGCCCUUGACCCAUGCCCUACCCUUCCACCAUGUUUCAUGAAAGUAGGUUAGUUUUUACAUAAUCCCACUGACAGACAGACAAACAAACAAGCACCGGUUAAUUUAUAGCUACAUAGCCUCCUUGGCCGAGGUCAUAAUGAGUCUUUUGGGUAUCCAAAAUUUACAAGAGAGAGAAAAGCAGUGUGUAACUCUGAGUCUCCAUGGGAAAACUCUGUAACUCAUGUAAAUCCAAGUUUUCCACAGCCAGUGAGUAAGCGAACAUACAGGCAGUAAGUGUUUAAAGACGCCCUCACCUCAAAAACAAGCUGUUUUAAUGUUGCUUUCACUGUGACAGGUCUGACAAUGUCCACAUUCAUCUGUUUCUCUGAGCUCACCUUAAAUCUCCCUUUAAGACGUGUACCUACCAGCAGGAUCGGUGAUAUCACAGCUGGUCUGGAGCCAGUUAUGAUCUAAUAUGAAACUUUUACAACCGAAAACACUUCUAACCCUGUUACCAUAAUAAAACAUUGGCAUUCUAUAUUUAUGCAAAUCAUGAACACAUAUAAUCUCUGUCAUAUAUCAUAUCUGUUUUUUGUUGGUAUUUGUAUAUCAAUGCUACAGUGUUUUAAUGGCCAUUUUGUAAAUUAUUAAGGCCAUAAUAAGAUUUUAGAGGGGUUAAUAUACAAAAAGUCAGCAAAGACAUCCAGAUGCACAGUCUGUACAUAACGCAAACCAGUGUUUUCAUGGCCCAAACUAAAACUUAUGGGAGUUGGGAUAUAUUGUAUGUGUACUCUACUAUAUUGUGACAUUUUCUGAAUCCACCUCCCACCCCAACCCCUCCUGCCUAUUGAGAAAAGGAGACAAAAAUAGUCGAUCCUUCACUGGCUGAAAUGAUGCUGAACUUAUACAUAUCUGUGUUGUUCAGAAAUGUACAGUGGCAAUGUUUUAUUCUGGCAAAACAUUAACCAACUCCAAUAUAUUCACUGAACAUUUUUUUGAAAAAUAGUUAUUAUGCAGAUCUAGUGUUUAAUAGUGUCUUUUGGCAUGGUUGAGAGGGAUUUUUAACACCCAAAAGACUUUCUGUGAAGUAUUCUUUUAAAGUGCACACAUGCCACCCUGCAGUUGUGCAGUUCACCCAAGUUAGACUAGACUGUCUCUUUCCCAAAAUCCUUCACUUCCUGCCUACAUCCUUUUCUGUCCCUUUUCAGCUUGUGUCCACACACUUAGCGUCCUGUGUCGUCUCCUCCUCUCUUUCCGGUGUUGAAGUCCUCCCAUCCUUCUAUGUCCAAAAAGUUGUUCUUGUCUGGAUCUCUGUGCCUAAUCCCAUCCCUGUCAUGACUAACUCGGUCUCCAGCACCCCUCUCACCUCCAGUCCUCUUCCUGUCAGUGGUGCAUCCUGGUGUAGGCUUGUUUGAUCUGGGUGAGCCCCGGUGUGACCGGCUUGCCCUGCCGCAGGUGCCAGCUGCCCCUAUGCUUCAAGCCCAAGCACAAGCACUUAAAGCACUUUAGCUGCGCCGCUACUCGUCAAUGCAUGCAGUUAAAGACAAUUGGACCUAUCUGCAUCUGCAUACCUUUCCUUAGAGGUAAUGUCAGAUGAAACAGCGUGAUACUGUAAAAUAAACAAUAAUAACCUGGAGUGAAAAGAAAGAAAGAAAGAAAGAAAGAAAGAAAGAAAGAAAGAAAGAAAGAAAGAAAGAAAGAAAGAAAGAAAGAAAGAAAGAAAGAAAGAAAAAGAAAAGUAAAACGAAGCUACACCAGGACUGACAGUGAACACCCCUCGGAAAUUUUCCAUUCAAUGCAACUAUUUUCUUUUUUUGUUGUUGUUGUUGUUUCUUUGAAAGAUGCUUGUAUGAUCGUAUGCCAACAAGUCUCCACAAGGUGGACACAGCACCAAAUAUGCAUUCACACAAGUGGUAGGGGGUCUGAGGUAGGAGGCGUGGUCCUCCCUGAGGAGCUUCCUGCCUGAUGCUCUCCCACAUCCUGUGUAAAGACUUGAAAAGUGGAGAGUGCCGACAAAGAAUGCUUGCCCAGUAGCUUGGUAGCAUAAAAUCGGCUGUACACUUCCUUUAAUAGACAGCAGCAACUUACAACCAGCCUGUUGGUGCUAUAUCCCAUCUAUUCAAAGACUUGAGUUAAGGGGAGGAACAUAAAAAUAUGUUUAAGCUAUUACCCCUCCCUCAUAUUUGUAAGUGUGUCUUUUUAUAUAUAUUAAUAUUAUUAUUUCCUGGCCAGCUAUGUGUCUGACUAGACAUCAUGUACAGUACUUAAAAAUAAAAAUAUUUAUCUAAGAAAGAAUUAUAAGCUGAUCCAAACUAGGUUUUCUUAUGAACAAUUCAGUGACUCACCGAUUGCACAGCAAAGUCCAUAUGAUUCAGUGUAUUUUGGGGAAUAUAAUCACUAAUGAAUGUUUUUUUUUUAAUUAAUGAACAUUUUUCUUCUCUUGCUCAGCAGUGUCAUUUGUAAGCUCUACGCCCACAGGGCGAGUUUUAGCCGCAGGUAAAUCUGUGUCAGUCAGGCACUCAGGUCUCUGGUCGUCUUUGUUGUAAGGCCAGUGAACCUCUCACCUCUCAGUUAAGUCACUUCUCUCCAUGAAAACCCAGCCAUCCCACCUCCCUAAGUGGAGAAACGGGGUCACACCUCUGUAAUGUCACUUUUUCUUUUAUUUUUUUUCCCUACUGGUCACGUUACAAAUCUCUCUGUUCACGGGUAAAUGUAUUUUGUUCUUCAUUUUAUCCUGAUUCAAGCUUUUCACAAUACUAAACUAGAAAUCACACAGUUAUUGUUUUCUCUGAGAAAGGAAAUGACUUUGAUUCAAAAUAUAAUUUGUAUUUAAUGUCUUUUUUUUU
Sphaeramia orbicularis (orbiculate cardinalfish) is the source of this 5323-nucleotide messenger RNA. It is a transcript of the gene igfbp3, whose product is annotated as insulin-like growth factor binding protein 3. Gene Ontology annotation, biological process: regulation of insulin-like growth factor receptor signaling pathway. The transcript is spliced from 4 exons. Gene Ontology annotation, cellular component: extracellular region. Gene Ontology annotation, molecular function: fibronectin binding; insulin-like growth factor I binding; insulin-like growth factor II binding. NCBI's taxonomy places the organism in Eukaryota, Metazoa, Chordata, Actinopteri, Kurtiformes, Apogonidae. Bases 113 to 973 code for a protein of 286 amino acids. The record is from RefSeq and is a predicted model, not a curated record.